AUGAUCGGCCUGGUCUCGCCUUUCGCUGGGAUCCACAACCUCGAUCUCUCCCCGGAUUCUCUCUCAAUUGCCGAUGGAGCCCACCAGAUCUGGGGCCAACUCACCCCGCAUGAUGAUGGCUCCUUUGACUCAGUCCCUGUGCCUGAUGUGGGGUCGUCGGCAAUACGUACCUAUCAAUCCGAGGCGGAAAUGCGGUCGUACGCGCAGCUAUUUGCCCAGGCGGCAUUGGCUGCUGUGGAAACUGAGACUGAUGAUUUGGCGCCUGCUUUGAACACUAAUAUGCCUGAGACAGGAUCAUCUCGGACACUUAAUGACUUGCACUCGCAAAUUCCAAUUCAGCUUUAUCCGGUUCUGGCUCUGGUGAUUCUUGCCAUGUAUGAAUAUUGCCAGCGUGGUAAUGUAUCCAGAAUGCGAGCUCGUGGUAACCAGGCUAUCACGACUGCUAUGGACAUCUCCAUCCAUUGCCUUGACUCGACGACGACAGAUUAUUCCGAGGCACAGAGACGAGCUUGGUGGAUGACGGUUUGUCAGAGAUAUCUGUUAUUCUUGGGACUGUUGCUCACUGGUCCUGUAGAUUUGGGUCACAUACCUAUCCUCCAACCUCCAUCACUCUCCACCAAUUGUUUCCACGAAUGA
Penicillium coprophilum is the source of this 636-nucleotide messenger RNA. RefSeq lists its product as uncharacterized. The coding region runs from base 1 to 636 and encodes 211 amino acids. The record is from RefSeq and is a predicted model, not a curated record. The transcript has 3 exons. NCBI's taxonomy places the organism in Eukaryota, Fungi, Ascomycota, Eurotiomycetes, Eurotiales, Aspergillaceae.